GACCUCCAUCCCUCGUUCUUUAUUCUCUCUCUCUUUCUGCAAACAGUUUACCCCACAAACUUCCAAACAAAGAGAAUUAAUAGAAAGUGAGAUUUGCAAGAAUUAAAGGAACCUCUCAAACAUCAAUUAAAGCCAACUCUUAUAAUCUUAUAUAGUUGAUCAUAUUUAUGUGGCUACCAUGUUACUAUUAAUAAGUCUUCUCUUUGUUCAUCAUCAUCAUCAUGAUGUCAAAUCCCUCUUAUUCACAAUAUAAACCCAAGAUUCAAAACCACUUUUUCUCUUCUUUUUCUUCUUAUUUCAUCAUCAUAAUCAUCAUCAUCAUCAUCCAUGGCUUGUUUUGAGAUUUGUCCAAUAUUAUGACCAUGGUUCCUUCUCAGAGCAACAAACAAAAUUACAAAACUAUUAAUGGUGAUUAUGUUUUCUACAACAACAAUACAACAACAAGUGCUAUGAACCAAUUUCAAUUUGUUGAAGACUACAACAACUACAAUAAUUGUUUAAGAUCUGAAUUUUUGUUGAGGCACAUGGCUGAAGAAGAAGAAUCAUCAUCAAGACUCAACACUAUCACAACUACUCAUCACAACGAAUCUGAACCUGAACUCGAACCCGAACCAGAAACUAUUUCUACUUCAAAGGAAGAAGAAGAACAAGAACAAAAUAAUUCAAACAACAACAAUAAUUGGCUUCAACUAAGCAUAGGUAACACGGUCGUGACAACAACCUCAAAACACGACCGUGAUCACAACCAAGCUCCAACAACCAGUUCAGGUUUAUUGGAGCUUGAGUUAUUACCAACAAAUUGGACUUCUUCACGGCCCAAUUUAGAGCAACCAUCGAUUAGAGGUUGCUCAACUUUUAAUUCUUCUUUGUUUUUAGAACAAACAACAUCCUCUUCUUCUUCGUCAUCGAUGUCCAUAUCUAUGUCCAUGCCGAGCGGGCCAACAUACGGUCAUCAACAACAACAACAUCAACAUCUAGUACCACAUAACUGGGCAUUUGGUCCAUUACAUCUACCACAUUCUAUGGCAAUUAUGCAUUCUUCUACAUCUUAUAUUCCCUCUUUAUCUUCUUCGUCGCAAUCUUGCUCUUCUUUAAGGCCUUCUUUAGGACCUAAUUAUUAUCCUCAAUAUCAUCAUGCAUCACCCUUUUAUUUUCCUUCAUCAUCUUCAUCUUCUUCUGGAUUUGAUCAAUUUGAUGUGGCUGGACCUAGCUCAUCAUCUCAUAUCGCUUUUCGCGUAGUUGAUCCUCCUCGUAGACCUCAUUCCGGAAUUUGGUUUAUGCUACAAGCUUCACAAAACCAAGUGAAAGAACCAUGCUUGCCACAAAUACCUAAGAACUAUCUUAGAAUCAAAGAUGGAAGAAUGACAGUUCGGUUGCUGUUGAAGUAUUUGGUUAGUAAACUAAAGCUGGAGAGCGAAUCAGAGAUAGAGAUAACAUGCAGAGGACAACAACUUUUACCUUUCUUGACGUUGCAGCAUGUGAGGGAUAAUAUUUGGACCCCAAGGGACACUACAACAAGGCCUUUGCUUUCAGAUUCCUCAACAGCAGAUCAUGUUAUGGUGCUUCAUUAUGGUAGAAGCACUUCUUGAAAAAAGCACUUUUCAAAAUUAACAAGUGAAGGCCCUCAAGUAACUUAAAUUAAUGUGCCUCAUUGUAACCUUGUUAACUUAUCUAAACCCUUUUUUUUUUAGUUUUCCAAUUUUUUCUAUUUUGAUUAUUAUUUAUUUUGAUUUUAUUUCUUUUUUUUUUUGACAUGGCAUAUCAUGAGAAUUACAUUAUCCUCAAACAGUGUUUAUUCCAUUACUGUUAUGAGGUGAGGGCAUUUUUGUCCAAAAUUGUAUUCCCAUGUUGGGUGAAAGUGAGUGAGGAAUUUGCCAUCAAGUGUAAGUGUAUUACUAAGCACAAAACUCAAUCUAAUUUGAUAUACUAACCCAUUUUUCCUUUUCUAA
This is a messenger RNA of Trifolium pratense (red clover), 1949 nucleotides long. RefSeq names its product protein LAX PANICLE 2-like. The transcript is spliced from 4 exons. Gene Ontology annotation, biological process: multicellular organism development. Lineage: Eukaryota; Viridiplantae; Streptophyta; Magnoliopsida; Fabales; Fabaceae. Bases 357 to 1589 code for a protein of 410 amino acids. The record is from RefSeq and is a predicted model, not a curated record.